This is a messenger RNA of Varanus komodoensis (Komodo dragon), 4473 nucleotides long. It is a transcript of the gene ABHD12, whose product is annotated as abhydrolase domain containing 12, lysophospholipase. Bases 104 to 1300 code for a protein of 398 amino acids. Lineage: Eukaryota; Metazoa; Chordata; Lepidosauria; Squamata; Varanidae. Gene Ontology annotation, biological process: monoacylglycerol catabolic process; phosphatidylserine catabolic process. The record is from RefSeq and is a predicted model, not a curated record. The transcript is spliced from 13 exons. Gene Ontology annotation, cellular component: endoplasmic reticulum membrane. Gene Ontology annotation, molecular function: monoacylglycerol lipase activity; phosphatidylcholine lysophospholipase A1 activity.
UCCCUUAGUUGCCGAGCUGUGGGUGGUAUGAUGUAGGUGAGGGAGGCGUCGGUUUCGGGACGGAGGCGUCUUCCCUGGAGCGAGCGGAGCUGGCACCGCCGGCAUGAGAAAGCGAAACGAGUCCGUCACGUUGGAGCAUGAAGGCCUCAGCUCCUCGGCUUCGGCACCAGCUGCCGCCUCCUCCUCUCCCCAGUCCCAGCAGCUGGACAAGGGCUUCAGCUUGAGGCAGAGCCUGCGUUUGUCUGGCAGUGGCCGGGCCGCCGGUGACUCUGGCAUGAAGCGAACGCUGGGCAGGAGACAUGGAAUGUGGUUUCGAUUGCGGAAGGUAGUAUUCUGGUUGUUGGGAGUGUACAUAGUCAUUCCAUUUCUAGUAAAACUUUGUCCUGCUAUUCAGGCAAAGCUUGUCUUCCUAAAUUUUGUGAGAGUACCCUAUUUCAUUGACUUGAAAAGGCCCCAGGACCAAGGUUUAAACCACACCUGUAACUACUACCUACAGCCAGAAGAAGAUGUAACCAUUGGGGUCUGGCACACAGUUCCCACAUCUCUAUGGAAAGAAGCUCAAGGCAAGGACCAACUGUGGUAUGAGGAUGCUUUGGGUUCCACCAGCCCUGUGAUCCUGUACUUGCAUGGAAAUGCAGGGACUAGAGGAGGAGGUCAUCGUGUGGAACUUUAUAAGGUUCUGAGUUCUCUCGGAUACCAUGUAGUCACAUUUGAUUAUCGAGGCUGGGGAGACUCAAUAGGCACUCCCUCCGAGAGUGGAAUGACCUAUGAUGCACUUCAUGUUUUUGACUGGAUAAAAGCAAGAAGUGGAGACAAUCCGGUUUAUAUAUGGGGACACUCCUUAGGCACUGGUGUUGCAACCAACCUAGUAAGGCGCCUCUGUGAAAGAGAAACUCCUCCAAGUGCCCUGAUACUGGAGUCACCUUUUACAAACAUCCGCGAAGAAGCAAAAAGCCAUCCCUUUUCAGUGAUAUAUAGAUAUUUCCCAGGAUUUGACUGGUUUUUCCUUGACCCCAUAACAUCAAGUGGAAUUAAGUUUGCGAAUGAUGAGAAUGUAAAGCACAUUUCAUGCUCUCUGCUUAUUCUUCAUGCUGAAGAUGAUCCUGUUGUUCCAUUUCAUCUUGGAAAGAAGUUAUACAACAUUGCUGCCCCAUCUCGGAGUUUGCGUGAUUACAAAGUACAGUUCAUUCCUUUUCACACAGACCUAGGCUAUAGGCAUAAAUACAUCUACAAGAGCCCUGAACUACCUCGAAUAUUACGGGAAUUCCUGGGAAAAUCUGAACAUCACCACCAGCAUUGAACGCUACUUGCAUGGUAGACUUAAAAUUGUGUCAUCUUAAAAGAAAAGAAAGCAGGGGAGGUCUGCCAUUAUUUUAAAUCCAGGCACUGGAUAACUCACAGGUUCCUGCUUCAGUUGUAAUACAUACCCUUGGAAUCCCAACCCUUGGGGCAGUAGAUGCGAGAAGAACUAACUUUGAUGGCUUCUGUUCUCCCUCCUCCCUUUUUUCUUUCUUAUAAAGAAGUAGAGAUCCAAACAAGUUGGAACAGUUAAGUUCAAGCACAAGAAAGACUUGGCAACCCCCCUCCAAAAGUUAUGAACAUUCCUACAGAUGUGUGUUGGGUCUCUACAGCUCUUUACAAGACAAAACUUGCAUUCUAAGAUGAAGAUGAACUGGAUUAUCUGCAAAAAUGUAACUCUUAAAUUCUUUCAGUGCUGCAUCUAGUUUACCUAGGUUUCAGGUUGUUCCCGUACAGAAAUAAAUUUAGUGAGGGAUGUUUUUCUCCUGUCGGUUAUCAAAUUGGGGUGUUGCUGAAGAUAAUGAUUUGUCUUGGUUUUAAACAUCAUUUGAGAAAGCGCUUAAAAUACUUGCAACAAAACAUUUCAGAAUGAAAUGAAGGAUGUUUGUUCUUUAAAAUGACUGAUAAUUUAAUAGCGUUUUAAUUUUCCAUUCUUUCUUGCCUUGCUUUCAAAUUUCAAAGCUGUCUCCAUAUAUAGAUAAUAUAUAAACAUCUUUGCUAUGCCUCAUAUAUAGGCACAUCAUCACUGAGAUUUUCUGAUUUCUGAACCAUUUCCUUUAGAAGUAUAGAUCCCUUCAGUGAUCUAAUAUAUAUUGAUUACAAAUUAUACACUGAAAUGGUUGUUUAAAGGACUCCUUUUAGUAAAUGGAGGAUAUCUUUAAACUGAGUCUAGAAUCGAUGGGGAAUUUAUUUUUCCACUAAUGUAAAAAGGUCUUCCAGUCUCCUCUAAUCAUAGAGGGACAUACAAGCACUUUGGGGCAAGUAAACUGAAAAACAUUUUUAGUAAUCAUGAUUCUUCACAUCCCUAGACAAGCUAUUUCCUUAAAAAUACUCAGGUACAUUUCAGCUGGUCAAACGUUUUCUUUCUUUUUAAAUACAUGAGAGAUAAUAUAAAAAUGAACUCUUUGAUCUGCUUCACAUGUUCACUACAGACCACUGUGGCUUGUUUAAGCCUGGCAUGUGCCUGGUGGUAUUUGAAUGUUCAUGCCAUAGCCAGUUUGUCUCAUCCAAACCAGCCAUGUGGGUUCUAUGAAGAUUGUUUCAGUGCAGCCCACUGUGGCUAAUUUGAUCAUGUGAACUAGACCUUUAACUCAACCUUUUCUAAUAUUUUCAUAGGGAAUAAAGCUAUCGCUUUCUUCUUCAGAAAUGAUAAACAUGUUAUCAAUUGUAUAUAAAACCCCAAAUUUUAUCCAGACCAACCAAAAGUGUUGAAUGCUGUCCAUUAAAAUGAUUCCUUGCUGCUGAAUAUAUUAAAUAUUGAUUUUAGUUUAAUAUUUAUAUUAUUAAAAGCCAGAGCUAUAUGAAAACUUUCUGACCAGUCUUGAAUGUUCCCCUUAGUUAGUACAGCAGUGGGUUUUUUUUCUUUUUACUGUAGCAAAGCAAUUCUUGUUCUGAAAUUUAGCAAAUGGUAACUCAUGGUAAUAAAUAUUGAAUCUGAUUUUCAUGUUCUUCUCUAUUAUCGACAUUGGCCAAAUCAUUAUACUUCAUGAAAUCACUCAUGAAACAGCUUCUUAUGCUAGAUUCAUCAACAACUUAGUUUAAUAAGUUAUGAUAUGUACUAACCAUGAUAAGUCCUGUACCUGCAAGCAGCUGCUUCAUUUGUCUCUCCAUAUGAGUAGCAAAACCAUCCAGGAAGCCCUACAGUUAACUCUACAUCUGAACAAGCAAAUCAUGAUUGAUGGUUUCCAAACAAGCAAGAACAUGAAACAAUGAUUUGAAGUAGGUUUUCAUAACCUGACUUGUUUGAAAUCUACUAACCAUAGUUCUUGGUAUGGUUAUAAUACUUGCAUAGUUUGUGGGACUCUACAGUGGUUAACUGAGGGUUCAGGACUUGCUCAUUCAUUUUCUUAUGCAAAGGCAGAAACAAGGCUCUGGGUGUUUGAAUAUCAUUCAUAUCUUGACUAAUUAAUCUGAGAUCUGGUCAUGGUUUUGUGGUGAGAGUACCAGGCAAUGUACAGAUGGCGAUACUUGCUUAGGUAAUACCAUAAUUAAUUUUGCUGUUACCCAUAUAUUGUGUUUCCUGUUUGCUAUUCAUUAGUCCAUUUGUAUUGGGAAGAUUGACAACCACUUUAAUGAUCUCUGAAGGUACUUAAAAGAGAUGGUGCAAAGCUAGAUAUUGAGAUCACAGCUGGCUUCCAGUUCCCUGUGGCUCUUCCUGAACCUUCCAUUUCUUCCCCCUCUUGGCACUGCUCCUGUAAAACUAAACAUGAGUUCAGGAUACUCUUCUACCUACAUGAUUCUGAGUCACCAUUCAUGGCAGCCAACUUGAGACAUUAUGAGUAGUAAGAAUCCUAGGCAGUGUAGCUGUCUGGCCCAAGCUGAUUACAGUGGUCCUAUGUUUUGUGAAGAUGACCCUGAAGUGUCUCAUUCUAUGAACAUUCUAUAAACAAUGGGCAUGGUAGUCUUAGAAGCUAAUUUUAGAAGUGAUUUUUUCAGUCUGAAGUAUAUUGAGGGUACUGUUCACUAAUAUUGUCUGUAAAUGAAAUACUCUGGUUUUGCAUGCACUGAAAACAUGUACCUUACAAUUUCAUCAUAUUUGCAAAGCAGACAGUAGCUUGUUCUUUGCAUUGAGACUUUCUGCUGCAGAAUGGGCAAUCAGGGUUUUGAUUCACAAUUAACCUCUGUGUAAACUGUGCCACAUAAAAUUCCAUAUUUUCUCUAUACCCCAUAUGCUUAGGUUUACUGCACUAACAAGGACACUAUUUUGGCUCUUUAGAGGAAACAAAUGGAACAUUCCAUCUAAACAUUGCUGCUGUUGUCACUGAUGUUAGUAUUGACAAAAGUACGAACUGAUGUGGAAAUGUCAAUUCCCAUGCAACAAAAAUUAGAUUCCAAAGCAUGCACUAGUGCUGGUUAACUUGAUACAUACUUUCCAAUUAUUAGGUCAGUAACAUGCAUUGAAAUUGAAGUGUUUCUCUAAAAAGUAUGUAGUUUUAAUAAAACAAAACAUUCUGA